CCCCCCCCAUGGCAAGAUCCAUCCCACCCUACGCGCAGACCCCUCCCCCAAAAAGAAAGGAAACGUCAAGGGUGCACUUUAUAACGGAAACCCGGGUUCGAAUGGUCCAUCUCGAUGGCAGAGAGAGAGAGAGAGAGAGAGAGAGAGACAGAGAGAGGGACGCUUACCCUGCUAUCAACCAACUCCCUUCGACUGCAUUCGCGGCGAUGCGCCGCAACAACCCCUGCGCUUAUGGGGCCUGCAUCGGAUGCUCCCUGUACGGCUUUCGAGACAUUGGCUGCAGUUCUGUGCCUCGUCGCACGCCAGCCAGGCACUGGCCAUCGUCACUUGACAGUUCGAGGACCGCGAUGGCACACUUUUGCAGAAUUCAUCUUGUUUUCACCGUCUCCAGGUUGCAUCGGACCCGGAUAUAUAAUGCGCGGAAGCCUCCCCCCCCCCCCUGGGUUCCUUCUCUCGUGCUUCGUCUUGCUGACCUACCUGGAUGGCACACCACCAACUCGAUCCCCCACUCUAACGACACGGCGCCAGCUCUGCAGGUCCGGUAUGGCGUGUGCUAGCGUCUGGACGCCAACCCGCCUCCCUCAAACCCAUUGGGGCCGUUUUUUAUUUUAUCUUUAUUUUUAUUUUAUAUCUCGACUGAGGAGGGGAACAACCGCACAUUGCCUUCCAGUUCUAGGGAAAUAAGAGCCGGAAUCACGGUGUGCCAGCUCUUUAGCAAACGCCAUGGGCGCAUUAGGCCUUUG
This is a messenger RNA of Colletotrichum navitas, 743 nucleotides long. RefSeq lists its product as uncharacterized. The record is from RefSeq and is a predicted model, not a curated record. The transcript has a single exon. The coding region runs from base 115 to 684 and encodes 189 amino acids. Lineage: Eukaryota; Fungi; Ascomycota; Sordariomycetes; Glomerellales; Glomerellaceae.